AUGGCCAGUCUAGAAGAUUUGAUCCCCACAGUCAACAAACUUCAGGAUGUUAUGUACGAUGCUGGGAUUGAUACAUUAGAUCUCCCUAUCCUAGCCGUCGUAGGUUCUCAAUCAUCCGGUAAAUCAUCAAUUCUAGAGACACUUGUCGGUAAAGAUUUUUUACCAAGAGGUACGGGUAUUGUUACUAGAAGACCAUUGGUUUUGCAAUUGAAUAACAUUUCUCCAGAUUCACCAUUGAUCCAUGAAUAUCAGGGAAGUCAGACCGCAGAGGAUGUACAAGAGAAUGGUGAACAUGAAAUGACUUUAGAAGAUCAUCUGAGAAAGAAUAACAAGAAUUACCAACCGCCCACGCAUGAAGAAUGGGGGGAAUUCUUACAUUUACCAGGUCGUCGUUUUUACGAUUUCAAACAAAUUAGACAAGAGAUUGCUAAUGAAACUGCAAGAAUUGCCGGUAAAGAUAAAGGUAUCAGUAAAGUGCCUAUAAAUUUAAAGAUUUUUUCACCCCGUGUAUUAAAUUUGACUUUAGUGGAUUUACCAGGUAUCACUAAGGUCCCGAUUGGUGAACAACCUCAUGAUAUUGAAAAGCAGAUUAAAAAUUUACUUUUGGAAUAUAUUGCUACUCCUAGUUGUAUCAUUUUAGCGGUAUCGCCUGCAAAUGUCGAUUUGGUAAACUCUGAGUCUUUGAAAUUAGCUAGAGAAGUUGAUCCUCAUGGUAAGAGGACCAUAGGUGUUAUUACUAAACUAGAUUUAAUGGAUUCUGGAACCAAUGCUCUUGACAUUUUAUCAGGUAAGUUAUAUCCUUUAAGACUAGGGUUUGUCGGUGUGGUUAACCGUUCUCAACAAGAUAUUCAAUUGAAUAAGACUGUAGAGGAAGCCCUAGAUAAUGAACAAGAAUAUUUUAAUAGACAUCCCGUUUACAGAACUAUUUCUAGCAGAUGUGGUACUCGGUAUUUGGCUAAACUGUUAAACCAAAUUUUGAUGUCUCACAUUAGAGAUAAAUUACCAGAUAUUAAGGCAAGAUUGAACACUCUGAUUGGCCAAUCAGAGCAGGAAUUGGCUUCUCUAGGUGAUACUGGGGAUAUCACUAGUGAAAAUAGGGCAGGUCUUGUUUUACAAUUAAUGAACAAAUUUGCUACAAAUUUUAUCUCUUCUAUUGAUGGUACUUCAUCUGCUAUUAGUACGAAGGAGCUAUGUGGUGGUGCACGUAUCUAUUACAUUUACAACAACAUUUUUGGCAAUUCGCUUAGAUCUAUUAGCCCUACUGCCAAUUUGACUAUCAUGGAUAUUAGAACCGCCAUUAGGAAUUCUACGGGGCCAAGACCAUCUCUUUUUGUCCCUGAACUUGCAUUUGAUCUUUUGGUCAAACCACAGAUUAAAUUAUUAUUAGAUCCAUCUCAACGUUGUGUGGAACUCGUGUAUGAGGAAUUGAUGAAGAUCUGUCAUAAUUGUGGUACCAAUGAGUUAGCCAGAUACCCAAAAUUGCAUAGCAUGUUAAUCGAAGUAGUUAGCGAACUAUUGAGAGAACGCUUGGGCCCCACAAGGUCUUAUGUGGAAAGCCUCAUUGAUAUUCAUAGAUCCUACAUCAAUACCAAUCAUCCUAAUUUCCUCAGUGCUACAGAGGCAAUGGCUGAUAUUGUAGAAACACGCAAGAGAAACGGUGAGCUUCUUGCUAAACAAAAACUCCAACAAAAGAAGGAGUUUUUACAAAGAGAGAUUCGAAAAGAAAGAGAUGCAGAAGGGAUACACGAAUCAAAUCCCGAAUCACCUCGAGUUGAAUCUGAUUCUACUGCAGAGAGUGAAUCGGAUGAGGAUGGUGAUAACGCAGACAUGAAACAAUCAAAGGAUUCAUUUUUGAAAUAUUUUUUCGGUAAGGAACAAUCAUCUCAAGAUCAUCAACAUCACGGAGGUACCCAUGGCCAUAGUAGACAGCAGUACUCCGCUCAAAAUGAUAUGAACGGCCAAACAUUAAUUGAUAUGAAAAACCUCCAAAUCAAUGGAAGCGGUGCUGAACAAGAUAGUUCGGAUGAUAGUGAAGAAAACAAAGAGCCGCAAUUAACAGAAAGGGAAGAACUUGAAUGUGAGCUAAUUAGGAGGUUGAUUGUAUCCUAUUUCGAUAUUAUCCGCCAAAUGAUCGAGGAUCAGAUUCCAAAGGCUGUCAUGUGCUUGCUUGUCAAUUUUUCCAAAGAAACUGUUCAAAAUAGGCUGGUUACCAAGUUGUACAAAGAAUCCAUGUUUGAAGAACUAUUAAUGGAGGACCAGACUUUGGCACAGGAAAGAGAUAAAUGCAUUCAAGUAUUGGCCACUUAUAAGAAGGCAUCGAAUAUUAUUAGUGGUACCUUGUAA
This is a messenger RNA of Zygosaccharomyces rouxii, 2343 nucleotides long. RefSeq names its product dynamin-related GTPase DNM1 (gene DNM1). Gene Ontology annotation, cellular component: cytoplasm; membrane; mitochondrion. The record is from RefSeq and is a predicted model, not a curated record. Gene Ontology annotation, biological process: mitochondrial fission; peroxisome fission. The transcript has a single exon. Bases 1 to 2343 code for a protein of 780 amino acids. Lineage: Eukaryota; Fungi; Ascomycota; Saccharomycetes; Saccharomycetales; Saccharomycetaceae. Gene Ontology annotation, molecular function: GTP binding; GTPase activity; microtubule binding.